Messenger RNA from Penicillium canescens, 1362 nucleotides. It is a transcript of the gene cbf5, whose product is annotated as pseudouridine synthase CBF5. Gene Ontology annotation, biological process: box H/ACA sno(s)RNA 3'-end processing; mRNA pseudouridine synthesis; snRNA pseudouridine synthesis. Gene Ontology annotation, molecular function: RNA binding; pseudouridine synthase activity. The record is from RefSeq and is a predicted model, not a curated record. Bases 1 to 1362 code for a protein of 453 amino acids. NCBI's taxonomy places the organism in Eukaryota, Fungi, Ascomycota, Eurotiomycetes, Eurotiales, Aspergillaceae. The transcript has 4 exons. Gene Ontology annotation, cellular component: box H/ACA snoRNP complex.
AUGGCCGUCGUCAAGACCUCGGAGAUGGACUACGCCAUCAAGCCUGAAGCGUCUGUUCCUACCGUUAACACGGAGGAUUGGCCGCUUCUGCUCAAGAACUAUGAGAAGCUGCUCGUCCGGACUGGUCACUUCACCCCUAUUCCCGCUGGCUCCUCUCCCCUUAGCCGUGACCUCAAGUCCUACAUCAGCUCCGGUGUCAUCAACCUCGACAAGCCGUCGAACCCUUCCAGUCACGAAGUCGUGGCUUGGAUGAAGCGGAUCCUUAGAUCCGAGAAAACUGGUCACAGUGGUACCCUUGAUCCCAAGGUCACUGGAUGUUUGAUUGUCUGCAUUGAUCGUGCGACCCGCCUGGUCAAGUCUCAGCAAGGUGCCGGUAAGGAGUACGUCUGUGUCAUUCGUCUCCACGACAAGAUCCCCGCGUCCCCCCUCAUCUCUGCCGUCAAGCGUCAGCUCCGUAUCCGUACCAUCCACGAGAGCAAGCUCUACGAGUUCGACAACGAGCGUCACCUUGGUGUCUUCUGGGUCAGCUGUGAGGCUGGUACCUACAUCCGUACUCUCUGUGUUCACCUGGGUCUCCUCCUCGGUGUCGGUGCCCACAUGCAGGAGCUCCGCCGUGUCCGCUCCGGUGCCAUGGACGAGAGCAAGGGUAUGGUCACCCUACACGAUGUGAUGGACGCCCAGUGGGUCUACGAUAACCAGCGCGACGAGUCUUACCUCCGCAAGGUCAUCAGCCCCCUGGAGUCUCUCCUCACCUCCUAUAAGCGUAUUGUCGUCAAGGACAGCGCUGUCAACGCCGUCUGCUACGGUGCUAAGCUCAUGAUCCCCGGUCUGCUCCGCUACGAGUCCGGCAUUGAGAUCAACGAGGAGGUCGUCCUCAUGACCACCAAGGGUGAGGCCAUCGCCAUUGGUAUCGCUCAGAUGUCCACCGUCGAGCUCACCACUUGCGACCACGGCGUUGUUGCCAAGGUCAAGCGCUGCAUCAUGGAGCGUGACCUCUACCCCCGCCGCUGGGGUCUCGGACCCACCGCUCUUGAGAAGAAGAAGAUGAAGUCCGCUGGUCAGCUUGACAAGUACGGCCGUACCAACGAGGCUACCCCCGCCAAGUGGAAGAGCGAGUACAAGGACUUCAACGCUCCUCUCGAUGCUGAAGAGUCUGCCGCCGCUCCCUCAAUCGCCCCUGCUCCCAAGGAGGACUCCCCCGACCCCGUGAAGGCCGAGGCUGACAGCGAAGACAAGAAGCGCAAGAGACACGAGGGCGAAACCGCCGAGGAGAAGGCCGAGCGCAAGAAGAAGAAGAAGGAGAAGAAGGAGAAGAAGGAGCGCCGGAAGUCCAAGCAGGACGAUAGCGAUGACAGCGACUAG